Molecule: messenger RNA, 1132 nt
Organism: Perognathus longimembris pacificus (Pacific pocket mouse)
Lineage: Eukaryota; Metazoa; Chordata; Mammalia; Rodentia; Heteromyidae
Gene: Fam89a
Product: family with sequence similarity 89 member A
Exons: 2
Coding region: 1-522 (173 amino acids)
Source: RefSeq, a predicted model, not a curated record
AUGAGCGAGGCCGGGGCGGCGGGCGCGGCCCCGGGGCUGCGGGUGGACGGGCUGCCGCCGCUGCCCCGGAGCCUGAGCGGGCUGCUGCACUCGGCGGCGGGCGGCGCGGCGGGCGGCUGGCGGCGCCUGGAGCGGCUCUACGCGCAGAAGUCGCGCAUCCAGGACGAGCUGAGCCGCGGGGCGGCGGGCGGCGGGGCGCGGGCGGCGGGGCCGCGCGCCCGGCCCCGGAACCUGGACGCCGCGCUGGCGCUGCUGCGCAAGGAGAUGGUUGGCCUCCGCCAGCUAGACAUGUCCUUGCUCUGCCAACUCUACAGCCUCUACGAGUCGAUUCAGGAGUACAAGGGAGCGUGCCAGGCGGCCGCCAGCCCGGACUGUGCCUACGUGCUGGAGAACGGCUUCUUCGACGACGAGGAGGACUUCCAGGUGCCGAGAUCCCUCCAGGAAGACGGGCGCCGAGGCCCCCCCGGGGACCUGCCCAUGGCCCCUCUCUCCUUCAGUGACUGGGGUCUGGAGUCCCUCUAGGACUGACAGACUCGCUCCACUUCCCUCUCACAGGAAAGCGCGGCUGCCCCUCUGUGGUGGACGGCCCUGGGUGCAGGGCGCAGGAUUUACGUGUGCGUGUGCACGCGGGGAGACCUCAGGGUGCUCACCUUGCGUCAGGCUCUGCCGUGGGCUUGGCGGGAGGCCUUCCCCGGCAUUUGCACGGGAGGCUGUGAGCGGGUCCUUUGUAAGCUCGGGUUCGGGGUUCCUGCUUCCGGUGUGUGCGGCCUGAGAACCGCCAGCUGCUGCCUCCCCAGCGUGCUGGUAUUAUACUUAAUGAGCUUUUAGAUCUGUUGUUCAGCUUUAUUCACUUGCAAGCUGCAUCGUUAAUUAUCCAGGUGACCUGCUGAGAGGGUUCCGCUCAGGCAGGCGUUUCUGCCACUCUGCCUUCCCCAGUUGAGUCCCUCGUAGUCCAUGAGGCUGGGGGCGGGGGCUGGACUGGGGUGUCAGUGCUUUGUCCUUAAAGACCGAUGUGAACCAGUUGUGCCACACAGCUGCUCCCCCCUGCCCCCCAGUGCUCACCACAAGCCUUAAUGUAUUUAUUAACAUGCCUUACAAACUCCACUUUGUAGUCAACACGAGGAUAAACGUG